UGUUUAUUUUGGCCAAUCAUUUUGCUCGAAUUUAACGACAACAAAGUGCGAAAGUUUAAAACUUUUAUCAACAAAAACAUGAAUCGAUAGUUUACAAAGCUGCUAAGGAAAUAACUUUUAGUCGCGUAUUUUUAUUUUAGUGUCAUCUAGUUUAUUAUAUUUUCAUCUAAGUAGUCUAUAAUUUACUUUUAAAAUGCCAUCUAAAUCAAAUAAUUCUAAUAGAGAUGAUAUAAUUUUAACGGUGCUCGCUGAGCUUAAAGUGUUAGGUGUUAAAGUGCCAAAACAUAAAAAAUUUAUCCAAAAAUUAGAAAUAUCCAAGCUUGAGAAGUCUGAUCAAGAUACAAGAUGUAAAAUAUUUGGUGUACACUUAUGUGAUCAAGAAUGGGUAUCUGAUGGUGAAUUUCUUAUACCAAAAUUUCUUGCUUUGUCAACUGCUUAUUUACAAAAAUAUUCAGGUAAAGAGAUAGGACUUUUUCGGAAAGCUGGAAAUGUUGCUAGGCAAAAGAAAUUACGAGUUAUAUUGGAGUUAGGUGGAGAUUUGGAAGACUGUGAACCAAAUGAUGUUGCAUCUCUUCUUAAGCAAUGGUUAAGAGAAUUGCCUGAACCAUUAAUUCCACUUUUUGUACAGGAUUUAUUGAUCAGAUGCUUGCAGUUAGAACAGGAAGAAAGCUGCGUUACUGCUUGCCUUUUGGCAUGUCUUCUUUUACUGCCUGAUCAUCUUCAUACAUUAAAACAUCUUUUGCAGUUUUUGCUUGGCAUUGCUGUCGAUAGUGCCAAAAAUAAAAUGGAUGCAUACAAUUUGGCUGUGAUUAUGGCACCAAAUGUUUUUUCAAUGCAGGAACCCUCUGAAAAAAAUAAGAAUAAUUUGGUCAAACAACACACAUCUUUAAUGAAAUUUUUAAUUGAAAACUGUAAUAAAAUUGGAGACAUUCCCUUUGGUGUUUCAUUGGACAAAUUUUAUGCUUCAUCUGAACUAGAUUCUUCAGCUGAAUUAUUAGAUUCAACAAACAAAUCAAAGAAAAAGGGCAAAAGUGGACCUGUGCAGGAUAUCUUCAGCGGAUUUAAAAAGCUAGUUGGACAAAAUGGAACUCCAAAUGCAAAAAAUAAUACACCUGAUCCCAAUUUGAAAACAUCUCGCUCAAGAUCCUUAUCCAAACGAAAAGCUGGAUCUGAAAUACAGCCUCUUUCUGCUGUAAAUAAAAAGCAAGCUCGCUCCUUGGAUGAUUUGGAUAAUCCUUCUUUAAAUGUAACCCCCAAAGAAAAAGACAUGCCUCCAAAUAACAAUGCUAGUGGUCAUGUGCGCCGCAAAUCAAUUGGUGCCCUUCUUCGCCGAAAAGAUAGAAAAAGAUUUAAGUCUUGUAAAUUAUCACAAGAACUUUCACAGCCAGAAAGGAAGUCACCUGCAUGUACCAAAGAAAAUAAACAAAAAAAUACGAAUCUAGAAUUGCCAAAAGAUGAACUAUUCCCGUCUUCUAAAGUUGAUUUACAAUCCAAAAGCAUUAAGAAAUCUGUCUCUGAUGGCCAGUUACCUUCAAACAAACCUGAACUUUCUGUGCAACAAGUUCUGUUUGCAUCAUCAUCUCAAGGAUGUCUUCCAGCAAAGCAACGUCAAACGUCGAGACAUAAUUUAAGAUCUCAGGCAUUAAGUAAUUCAGAAUUGGGGGAGGCAACUGUUUUAGAUGCAGGCUCGGAUGGAAAUAAGAAAGUAAAAAGGACAUCAAGCCGUGCAAAAGACUCUACUCUUAUGAAACACUUGUCUGAAGCAAGCACAGACAUAAAACAAAAUAUUCCCCAUCAUGGUAUGAUGUCUCAAAACAACCACAAAGUGGGAAUCAGGGACAAUGAAGCAAAAAGAGAUAGCAAAAUUGAUAUAAAACAGAAAGGCUGUGAAGAUAUUUCAAUUCCAAAGAGAAGAAGUCCACGUUUAUUGCCUUCAAACACUCUGAUUGUGAAACGGAAUGCUUCAAUCUCUAGAGAUCAGAUUAGAAAAAAAUCUAAGAAUGAUUCUUCUAUGAUUUUAAAUGCUUUUCAAAACGAUGGAGCCUUUAAUUAUGAUAGAACCAUACUAAAUCUUGGAAUGAAAAGGCAAGAAGCUUUCAUUGCAAAAUGCAAUAGAAAUAAUUUUACAAAAAAUAGCUCUGAACUUGAAGAAUCUGAGAGUAAAAACAAACAGCAUUUCAAUGAUUUAACACCAAAAUUGAGAGACCGUGCUAGUGUCAGCUCAAAAUCUGCCAGAAUCUCACAUAAUAAAAGAAGUAUUGCUGAUCAAAAGUGUAUGAAAAGGAGAACUAGGCAUGGCUCUCUAAUAAGAGGACGACCAAAUUCUGUAAAUAAUGGUCUUCAAUCACUACAUUCUAAUCGAAUUUAUAAUGAUUCUAAUGUUGUGCUCAAUUCUCCUACUUUAGAUUCAGCAAGUCAAGAAGAAAUGUUAAAAUAUGAAACCAGGAUUGCUGAAAGUCCUGUUCUUCAAAGUUUAGAUUUGUCUUUAACCACUUUAUUUCAAAAUUUUACAUUGUUUUCUCCUGAUAAUUUUGCACAGAUUAAUCCUAAUGAAAGAAUGUGUUCUGAAGACAAUGUAUCAAUUUUAAAACAAAAUGUUACACCAGAUGGAAUGAAGGGAAGACGAAAUAUCACUCGUCAAACAACAAAUAAAGACGCUGAAAAGGUCGAUUUUACACCAAAUAAAGUGAAGAAAGAACAAGGCGUUUUUCUGAUUACAAAAGAUGCUGAUAAUGUAACUCCUUUGCUGAAGAAACGUAAGAGAUUGUCUAGUAAGUCCGAAAGCAAAAUUCCACCUAUGAAGAAACGCUCAAAUCCAAAGCGUGUGAAAUCAUUUUCUUGUGAUGAAAUGAAGCCAAAGAUUUCAACUUGUGAAAGUACUUUUGAUCUUAAAGUUAACCAAAAGCAGAAAAAUGCACUUAAUCUUUCUACUACAUCAUUAAACUGUGAAAAACUUAAGAGCCCACUCAAUACUAGUGAGCAAAACAUGAAUAUAAGUUAUGGAAAUCAAAGGAUGAAUGACAGUUGUUUCAAAACUCCUGUAAACAAACCUGUUAGUCCAGAAUCUGAAGUAUGGAUGAGUGGUAAUGCUUUUUUGAGUAUUCUUUCUCCUCCCCAUGACGAAGUGUUCAACAAAAGAGAAAGUAUUGCCAUGAUUUUGAAAAACAAUACUGGCCAUGUUCAAGCCAAAGUUGAUUUGUAUGAUAAAGCAAAGAGUGUUCACUCCAAUUCCAGUAAAAAGAAAGGCUCAGAGAAUGCAAAUUUGCUACAAACACCCUCUCAACAAUGUUACUCUGCUAGGAAGGUCUAUAAUUCUAGAAAUCUGGGAUCUGAAACUAGAGGCAGCUCAGCGAAAAGCAGAAUCAAGUUUCAAAAGUCCCCACUACCUCCCCCACCAAAAUUUAUUUUGACCGAUCUCAAUACACCUUCACCAAAAGCAAUGCAAGCUUUAAAAGAAGUGACAAAUACUACACCAAGAAUUGAGGAAAUCAACAUUGUUUCUCCAAAGAAGUUUAAGAAAUCAAUCUCUCCAACACGAUGUACCAAGAGUCCUUGGCAGUUAAAGAAAGAGACUCCAAAACUGAAGAAAGGGAAGAGAAACUCUUUUUCAGGUACGAAUGCAUAUAAAUUAUCAAAGAGAGUUUCUAGAUCAGAGAGUUCUCCUGCUUGUCGUAGGAAAGUUGUUGUGAACGAGUAAAAAUUGUUAAUUGUUUACAUUUUGUGAAAUUAUAGUGGUUGAUUAUCAAGUUGCAUGUUUUGGGUUACACUAUAUACUGAUCAUUUAUCUGUUAUUUCUAAAUGUUGAAAAGGCUAUUAAAUGGAAUGAAUGAC
Molecule: messenger RNA, 3831 nt
Organism: Parasteatoda tepidariorum (common house spider)
Lineage: Eukaryota; Metazoa; Arthropoda; Arachnida; Araneae; Theridiidae
Biological process (GO): signal transduction
Molecular function (GO): GTPase activator activity
Source: RefSeq, a predicted model, not a curated record